Plasmopara halstedii is the source of this 1598-nucleotide messenger RNA. RefSeq lists its product as uncharacterized. The transcript has a single exon. NCBI's taxonomy places the organism in Eukaryota, Oomycota, Peronosporomycetes, Peronosporales, Peronosporaceae. The coding region runs from base 885 to 1076 and encodes 63 amino acids. The record is from RefSeq and is a predicted model, not a curated record.
AGGCUUGUCAGACACAAAUGAUUGCUAAACACUUUAAUUGUAUGAAAUAUAUCGCGAGGUGCAAAGUAGUCAUGCCGACUUCUAACACCAUAUUUCAUGUAUCGAUUCAAGCAAAAGUAUAAUCCUUAUCAAUCAAUUUCUCUUUUCCUUUUUACCGUGACUUGCCAUGCGUCAUAAUCUGAUUGUCUGACUCUGUUUGGCUCAUAAAUCAUCUAUUCCUAUCGAUAUCUGCCCUCUUCCUGAUGUUUGAAUGCGAAAUUCCGACAUAGCUAGACCUCCAACCCUUUUCUCUGUUUGAACACUAUAAUGUACCAACGCUGGAAGGUGCAAAGUGAGCUGCCUACUAACAUGCUCGAACACAUCAAGUUGACGAUAGGCACACUUUAUCGCAAUGUUCAGCUAAUUUUCACGGCAGCAAGUUAAGCGAGCUUUUGUAAGAAUCUUGCCGCGGCACUUAACUCUGAUUAAUCUAAAUCUCCGAAAUAGCUCAUUCAACUUCAACUUCCAAAUUUUCCAGCUUCUGCGCAAGCGACCAACACUCUUCGUGCCGGCCAGCCAACAAGACGCUGUAUAUCCGUUCACACAAUCACAAUGUGUCCCACAGGAAGUCGCCUAUACUUUUUCUAAUGUGUAGUGCGGGCACGUGGUGGCAGAGCACAAAACCGUCGCGGGUAGAUUAAGUCAACCGCGCGCGAGAACGCCAUCGCCGCCGCUAAAUCAAGUACGCAUCUUGAUCUAGUCGCCGCGUAAAUGUCAUCGCUCGCUAGCUUCAGCAAGCCCUCUCUUGUGUUUGUUCUCGUUCGCGUUCCCGGCUUUGGCUCACCGCAUCUCCCGCGGCGUUUCUCCCAUGUAUUCUUUAUAGCGUGUAAUCCUCUCACGUCGUCAUGACGCCAAGACCUUCCGGCCAUCUGUUGCAAGGCCGCCUAUGUGCUUUCCGGCGCGGCGUCUUCCCUUUAACAUAUGCCGUAUUCACACAGCGGCGAGCUGCUCGUGUCCUCGUGCGAAGCUCGGCUUCUAAUGCAUCGCCCCCGUGUCUACCCUGUGUUGGGUACAAACUGAAGCCUCGAUUGGUCUGAUGUAAUCCUAUCGCGUCCCCGGCCCAAUGUAUAAAAAAGAUCAAUUUUCUUUUAAGCUUUUCGGUAUCGAGCGCGGAGUCCGAAAAUGUUGGGAAGCCCGAGUCUAAGACCACUCUCAAGUCGCAGAAACAAGGUCUAUGAAGAGAAGCUUAUGUUUUGAUCGGAUUUAAGCACCGGGGCAUGCUAUCAUAGAUGAUAACUACUGAAUAAGCAUCCAUACUAAAACUAAUCUCUUACUUACACAUAAAGCGGGUCUUUUGCAAAAAACGAACGAAAAAGGUGUCAGUGAAACAAUAGCAACACGAUUUAAGACCAUCGUCAUUGCUUGAUCUGGUCCCAAGUCGUACGAUUUGGCGACUACACUUUCUUGAAUGGGCAACAGACCUAGUCACGCUGUAGGUUAUCACCUUCUCUGUGAUUCCUCAACAUAAGUUUCUUGCGAAUGCUUGAUUCCGUCUUUAACUCAGUGGAGACCUGCAUCAUCUGCUCUCACCACUAGAAACUACGCGGUUAAUACUGUCC